GAGCACUGGAAGGCCAGACCAAUCCGACCUCGAGUUGGGUAUAAAAGCUGAACAGCCACUCUCCUGAGGCAUCAUCAUCCUCCCUCUCCCGUGCCACCAACACCACACCUCCUCCACUCCUGCAGCCAUGAAGCUCAUCAUCUUCGCCUGCCUGGCCGCCCUCGCCGUCGCUGCUCCCCAGUUCCAGGAGGAGUUCAGGCCCGACUACCGCCCCAUCGCCAUCCUGAGGGACGAGCGCGAGGACUACGGCGAUGGCAACUUCCGCUACGAAUUCGAGACCGAGAACGGCAUCCUGACGAACGCCGUGGGCACUCCAGGCUCCCAGGGACAGAGCAACAUCCAGGGAUUCUUCAGGUUCCCUCUGGAUGACGGCUCCAUCGCUGAAGUCCAAUACGUGGCUGAUGAGUUGGGAUACCAGCCCGUCUCCAACCUGAUCCCCACGCCCCACCCCCUCCCCGCCCACGCCAUCGAGCAGAUCCGCUUCGCCGAGGAGCUGCGCGCACAAGGAGCCACCUGGGACCAGUACGGCUUCAGGUUGACUCGUUGAUCGCGCACACUACAGUAGAUGCAUUACACUUUUUAUAUUAGCGACGAUACAAGGACACUUUUCUAGCGACGGCUCUGUUUUUACCCGUGUACCGUCCAGGAUGACGGCGACGGAGGCAGUACAUGCAAUGCUUCACCCACCACUACGUCACAUCACCACGCCACAUCACAUACUCCCACACUGCCACACCACCACCUGGUCCACACGCGGCGUCGUCCUCACGGGGUUCAUUGUGAGGGAAGGUGAGGGCGCUGGGUCACUCCGGCAAGGGUUACGUCCCCGCCGCUGGCCGGACUGUACGUACGCCCAAAACAAGACGAUUCAACUCUUCCCUUCCACCCACACCCACACCCACACGCACAUAUACACCUACACACAGGGUAUAUUUAUUCCAUGCUAAGCAGUUGCAAUAAAAUUAUUUUGAUGUAC
Molecule: messenger RNA, 976 nt
Organism: Portunus trituberculatus (swimming crab)
Lineage: Eukaryota; Metazoa; Arthropoda; Malacostraca; Decapoda; Portunidae
Product: cuticle protein AM1199-like
Exons: 3
Coding region: 128-547 (139 amino acids)
Cellular component (GO): chitin-based extracellular matrix
Molecular function (GO): structural constituent of chitin-based larval cuticle
Source: RefSeq, a predicted model, not a curated record